Messenger RNA from Lotus japonicus, 1111 nucleotides. Its product is annotated as L10-interacting MYB domain-containing protein-like. Bases 182 to 1081 code for a protein of 299 amino acids. NCBI's taxonomy places the organism in Eukaryota, Viridiplantae, Streptophyta, Magnoliopsida, Fabales, Fabaceae. The record is from RefSeq and is a predicted model, not a curated record. The transcript is spliced from 3 exons.
GAGUAGAGUUUAGUUCACUCUGCCAGAGAAGGUGUUUGAAAAUUUCCUCCUUGGCAAAGGAGGUUCAUUUUCAAGGAUUCUUCUUCUUCUUCUUCCUCCGUUGCUGUAAUAUCAUCAAAGGAUCAAUCGUAAUCGGAGAGAUCGCGGCUUCCCUCAGGUAACUCUUGGGCUUAAACUAUAGAUGGCAGGCCAGAUGACAAGGUCAAGAAGACUAGAAACUCAGCAGCAGGAACAGUCAAGGGCUAAAUGGACAACAUCACUCACUAAGAUACUUGCAGGGCUGAUGGUGGAUCAAGUACAUAAGGGGAAUAAAAAUAACAAUUCAUUUAAUAAGAAAGCAUGGGAAUAUAUUUGUGAUGGAUUUCACCAAAAAACGGGUCUGAAAUGGGACAAGGAACAACUCAAAAACCGAUACUCUGUCUUAAGGAGGCAAUACGCCACUGUAAAGCCCAUUCUUGAUGGUAGUGACUUCAGCUGGGAUGAAGCCACGGGACAUGUAACGGCGAAUGAUGAAAUUUGGGCUGAAUACAUCAAGAAACAUCCUGAUGCUGAGACUGUUAAAAGUGGUGGCUGUUCAAUCUUUAAGGAGCUAUGCAUAAUAUUUUCUGAGCCAGCAACCAAUGGAAAGUAUGAGUUCUUAGAUGCAACUGAGGGUGAGCAUACUCCUAGAACUCCUUUUCCAGAGUUCUUGAGCACGCCCCAAGACCAAGAGGAGUCUUCAUCUGAAUACGAGGACGAGGAAAAUGCUAAUGACCCUCAAACAGUUCAACCUACCGCAACUUCUACUCGCAAAAGAGGGCGUAGAGGAGUUGAUGAUGCCAUUGCAGAGGCCAUAUUGGAGAUGGCAUCAGCUUCAAAGAUGAGGGUAGCUGCGAUCGAGCAACUUAACGCUAGAUAUAGCAUGGCUGACUGUAUUAAGGACUUAGAUUUGAUGCAAGGUGUUGAUCAACAGCUGUAUUUUGCUGCUCUAGAUCUGUUCAACAAACCUAAUGCAAGGGAGAUAUUUUUGUCUCUCAAAAGGGAUAAACGUUUAACUUGGUUGCGUCGCAAGUGUGCUGUUGCAUACAAUAGAAUAGGUUGAAAACAUGUGAAAAAAAAAUCCUUUUGCUAA